UUACGCUUGAAAUAUAGAUCUAUACAACUUUAAAUUUUGAACUUGUUUUGUGUUACGAUCUUUUCAUUUUAUAGGAAUAUCGGUUAACAUUCAAUAAUUUCACAGUUAUACCCUUAUAAACGUAAAUAUAUUUGUAAAAUCGCCACUUUCAAAAGUUGUGAUCGAACCGGAAGUUGUGGCGGAGUCAUUUCAUUCAGCACACUAGGAGUAAACACGAAGUAAAUAAAAUGUAGGUUCAAUAAAAUGACAAUUAAGGGGUGUAAUUAAAUCAGUUAAGUUAAAAUACAAUUUCUUUGGGCUAUCUAAAUUCGGGCAAACAUGCCGACUGCAGUGUCACUGUCGCAAAUGGUGGAUUUGUCCCUGGGGACACCAGAGAUAGGGUCUGUGAAUUUCAAUGUGAUGCAUACACUCCUUCAUGCUAUCAUAAGGAAAUUAAGUAUUGCUGAUCACAGAGCAGAGAUAAAUGAACAUGACAGGGAUUUUUUGGCAACAUCAAAAAUACGAGCUAGAUCCACACUCAGUGAUGCUGACAGUGGGCGGGGUGAAGAUUCUGAGGAUGCCACAAGUGAGAAAUCUGGAGCUCCCCCAUUUCGACCAUCCCCAUAUCAUAGGAUGGAAUUAAAGGUUGAAAAACUUGCACAGCAGUUGGAAAGUUUAAAUCAGCUUCCAUCGAAUAGUGAAUUAUUUGAUCGUACCACAAAAUCAAAAAGUGAAAGUUCUACAGAUAGGCCUGUAGCUGACAUGUGGCAAUAUAUGCAACUUAAAAAAAGGGUUGAUGCUAAUGAAGAAGGUGUAGGAAAGGUAUAUUUUCAGUCUAUUUAAUAUUUUAGAUAUUUU
Ruditapes philippinarum (Manila clam) is the source of this 837-nucleotide messenger RNA. RefSeq lists its product as uncharacterized. The record is from RefSeq and is a predicted model, not a curated record. The transcript has a single exon. Bases 319 to 822 code for a protein of 167 amino acids. NCBI's taxonomy places the organism in Eukaryota, Metazoa, Mollusca, Bivalvia, Venerida, Veneridae.